Aricia agestis (brown argus) is the source of this 840-nucleotide messenger RNA. Its product is annotated as 3-oxoacyl-[acyl-carrier-protein] reductase FabG-like. Lineage: Eukaryota; Metazoa; Arthropoda; Insecta; Lepidoptera; Lycaenidae. The record is from RefSeq and is a predicted model, not a curated record. Gene Ontology annotation, molecular function: oxidoreductase activity. The transcript has a single exon. Bases 11 to 787 code for a protein of 258 amino acids.
ACAGUGGACGAUGCAGUUCGAGCACAGAGUAGUCGUGAUCACUGGCGCCAGCUCGGGCAUCGGCGCCGCGUGCACGCUGGAGUUCGCCACGCGCGCUGCCGACCUCGCUCUCGUCGGCAGAAACGUGGAAAAUCUCGAAAAUGUCGCCAAACAGUGCGAAGAUAUUACUGGCAAGAAACCACUGACUAUAAUCGCCGAUAUAUCCAUCGAAGACGACGUAACCAGAAUCAUCACAGACACUGUCGAUCACUAUGGAAAAAUCGACGUUUUGGUCAACAACGCUGGCAUCCUAAUAUUAGCUGGCGUGCUCGAUGACAUUGCGAGCUUCGAUCAGAUGCUGGCGACCAACGUUCGAGGCACCUACUUAAUGACUCAGAAGGCCAUCCCUCACCUGCUGGAGACUAAAGGCAACAUCGUCAACAUCUCGAGUGUUCUAUCGAAGCAACCGAUCCCGGCGAUGAUGCCGUACUGCAUGACAAAAGCGGCCAUUGAUAUGCUGACCAAGUGCGUCGCGCUGGACCUGGCUCCCAGGGGGGUGAGAGUGAAUUCCAUUAACCCGGGGCCCGUGAAUACUAAUCUGUUCACUAGAAACGGCGUCAGCGAGGACGUGAACGACAAAAUGUACGCGGGAAUGGAAGCCGCCAUGCCUCUAAGGAAGCUGGCGAAGAGCGCUGAUGUGGCGAAACUGGCGUGUUUUCUGGCAAGCGACGAUGCCAGCUGUAUCACUGGCAGCUGUCAUCAGAUCGACUGCGGCUUGCAUCUCGGUGACCCUGCUAUCAAGGCAUAAUCUGUAUGAUGAAAAACAAUAUGAUGUAAUCGACUAAAUAAAUCUUAGUUUUC